UGAAGCUACCUCGGUCGCGGCUGCUUCUGCAGCUCUGAAUGCUUAUCUCCCAUUUCCACGUUUGGGCCCCUGCUUCCUCAUUCUAUACAAUCUAGACCCAUCUCAUUGUAGUGUCAUCCUCCAGGUCUCGUGUUUGUGGCUGGAGCAUCGUCCAGGAUCGUCGAGCAUUGCUACGGUGUAUAGUGCUAAUCUGAGGAAGCGGUACUCUUACAGGGAUUUUGAGGAGCUUGGAUUCUGAUACAGUCUCUGAGGUUUUGCUAGCGUUUGCUAGACUUUGUAAGCCCUCGAAUUUGGGAUUCAUCAACAAUGGGUUCAGUUAGAGUUACUGGAUGUUUGGCAAUCGCCGUGCUCGUAUGUUUGAGUAUGGUGGUCGGUGGUGUCGCCCAGCGGGGGAUUCCCAGAGAUUUCAAUACUUGGACGCCGAAGCAGACGAGGUACUCUCCGGAUGGGAGGAGAGUGGAGCUUUUACUUAACGAUUCAAGGGCUGCUUACACUGGCAUGGGAUCGAAGCAAACGUGGCUGUUUGGAGGCCUCGGAGCCUGGAUUAAGCUCCCCGCUAAUGAUUCCGCUGGCACUGUCACCACUUUUUACAUGGCUUCCACCGGGCCCAAGCAUUGCGAGUUCGACUUCGAGUUCCUCGGCAACUCCAGCGGCCAGCCAUAUCUUCUACACACCAACAUCUUCGUGGACGGCAUCGGAGGCCGCGAGCAGCAGAUCCGACUUUGGUUUGACCCCACGGCAGCUUUCCACUACUACAACUUCCAGUGGAACAAGGAUCUUCUGGUGCUCUACAUUGACAACACGGCCAUUCGCAUGUUCAAGAACAUAGAAAACAUCGUGCCUGGUUUCAUGUACCCCAACAAGUGCCCGAUGGGACUGUACUUGAGCAUUUGGGACGGUAGCAGCUGGGCAACUUGCGGAGGGCGCGUGAAGAUUAACUGGAAUUCUGCCCCAUUCAUCGCUACUUACCAGCUCUUUCGGCUAAGAGGGUGCCCGGCGACGAUGGGUGACCAGGCUAGUAUUACUAAAUGCCAGAAUUCUACCUAUGCCGCUCCUGGCAAAUCUUCUCAGACGAUAGGCACAGCGCGGACCCGUCAGCUUCGAAAUAUCCGGAAGAAUUAUAUUCAUUAUAACUACUGCGACGACAAGAACCGGUACAAUGAGACUCAGGUGCCGGAAUGCAAGUACAAUGUGUUGUAAACACACGCUUGAAAAGUUCCGCUUGGUGUAGAGUAGACUGAAUGAUUGAAUUUGUCUCGGAAUGCUGUAAUUAACUGCUUGGCCGAAAACUGAACAAGUGCCAGUGACGUAAUCAGAUUCUUUUGCUAGAACCAGAUCACGCUGUAGAGUGAGUCUCACCUUUCCAAGUAAUAAAAAACAUUCUUUUUUCGAAGCA
Physcomitrium patens is the source of this 1396-nucleotide messenger RNA. RefSeq names its product xyloglucan endotransglucosylase protein 7. Gene Ontology annotation, molecular function: hydrolase activity, hydrolyzing O-glycosyl compounds; xyloglucan:xyloglucosyl transferase activity. NCBI's taxonomy places the organism in Eukaryota, Viridiplantae, Streptophyta, Bryopsida, Funariales, Funariaceae. The record is from RefSeq and is a predicted model, not a curated record. Gene Ontology annotation, biological process: cell wall biogenesis; xyloglucan metabolic process. Gene Ontology annotation, cellular component: cell wall; apoplast.